Megalops cyprinoides (Indo-Pacific tarpon) is the source of this 1771-nucleotide messenger RNA. RefSeq names its product NF-kappa-B-activating protein-like. Gene Ontology annotation, biological process: regulation of gene expression. The transcript has 8 exons. Bases 184 to 1350 code for a protein of 388 amino acids. Gene Ontology annotation, molecular function: chromatin binding. Lineage: Eukaryota; Metazoa; Chordata; Actinopteri; Elopiformes; Megalopidae. The record is from RefSeq and is a predicted model, not a curated record. Gene Ontology annotation, cellular component: nucleus.
ACCGGACUGGCAAAACUUGCAGAGUUAAACCUCACGGCGAGAGGCCAUUGAGCGUGAGAUUGCGCAAGUAUUGAUUACUUCCGUAUUUUAACCGUACCCUCUUCUCUUUCGGUAAUUUAUUUAUAACGUUAGCAGCUAGCGAGUUUAAGACUAUUACUCCAUUUUUGGCUCCUCUGAAGAGCUAUGCCUUCGGUCAAUCGGUCAAGAAGCCGCAGUACAGAGCCCCUGAGCAUCCACAAUAGAGAACGACAUGGUCGAUCUAGGAGUCGUUCUCGCAGUUUAAGCCCGGCGCAGCGGCCAAGCAGCAAUCGGGACCGGGACAGAAGCUUCACGGAAAGCCGGCAUUCCCGACGAUCCGAUUCUAGGGAGAGAUGUGGGACGAGAUUUCACAUGAAGAGCUCUCGCAGUCGAUCCAGGUCGAGGGAAAGAGUGACCUGGUCCAGCCAGCGGAAUGCGAGAGAAGACCACGGAUCACGGUUUGGCCGCUACGACAAAAGAGAUGAUUUUUAUCAGCAGAAAGAAGAAACUUUUUUCGCCAGACGGCUACAGGAACGGGAGAGGAUUGGAGAAUUGGGGUCACCUGAAGUGUGGGGCUACUCGCCAAGAAUAAGAGAACCAGAUUCUGAUGAGCACACCCCUGUCGAAGAGGUGAAAAUCAGUAGCAGUUCUGAUUCAAGUUCCGAAGAGGAAAAGAGGAAGAAACGGAAGAAGAAGAGAAAGUCCAAAAAGAAAAAGCACAGAAAACAUUCUGAAGACAGCGAGUCUGAGACUGACUCUGAGGAGGAAGAAGUGAAAAAGAAGCGCAAGAAGAAAAAAAGCAAAAAGAAGAAGUCAAAGAAAAACAAGAAGAAGAAGAGCAAGAAGGGCCGCAAACAGUCAAGUGACUCCAGCAGCGAGCAGUCUGAAGAGGAGGAGGAUGAGGACCAUAGCGGAGGGCUGUGGGUGGAGAAAACAUGCCCAGAAGCCCACAUCGUGGGCCCGGAGGUUCCCCUUACUCUCCUGCCCCAGGACGACAGACCUCUGGAUUUUGGCCACGCGCUGCUGCCAGGCGAAGGUGCCGCCAUGGCUGAGUAUGUGAAAGCAGGCAAGCGCAUCCCGCGGAGAGGCGAGAUUGGGCUGACCAGUGACGAGAUCGUAAGCUUUGAGAAACAAGGCUUCGUGAUGAGUGGCAGCAGACAUCGGCGCAUGGAGGCUGUGCGUCUGAGAAAGGAGAACCAGAUCUACAGCGCGGACGAGAAGCGAGCCCUAGCCUCCUUCAACCAGGAGGAGCGCAGGAAGAGGGAGAGCAAGAUCCUGUCCAGUUUCCGGGAGAUGGUGCACAGGAAAACUAAAGGCAAAGAGAAAGCGUAACCGACAGAAGCUCAAACCUGGAGACUUCAGAGAUUUGAAUUUGGGAUAGGUGAUUUUUGAUAUUUUAACAUGGAAUGUACAUUAUUUUAACUUAAGACUGUACUUUUAAAAAUCGUGUCCAUUUUACAGUGUCAUUUUAUGAAGUGACAUUAACAUUCCAAUACUUUUUGUGCUGUAAUGGAUGUUCUUCUGAAUGGAACAAUUUCUGUAAACUUAGAAGAAAAACUCCAGGAGAGAGAGUAUGUUAUGGACAUGUCACUAUGGGUGGAAUUUGCACAAAAUGUUUUUUCUAUCUGCUUUGUAUCACAUUUGUAAGUUUAAUGAUAAUAAACCCAUCUGAAUGAGAUCAGAUUAGAAUGUGUUGGGAAGUAAUUCAGCAAAGUAACAAUCCCUCAUAAUAAUGCAUCAAGGUGUAUGUAAU